AAAACAAAAAAGGAUACAACACUUUCCUGCACCUAAACCUGCUUCACUUCACUACGUUAAGAUCAGUGUUUGAAAAAUUUAUCCAAUAUAAAGUUCCUUCAAAAAUCAAGUGAUGUCUGAAAAAUAAGAAAAAUACCUAUUAACUAAAAAGAAGUUCAAGUAUUCUUAAAAAAAUUUUUAUAAAACUUGCCAGCCUCAACUAAAGAAGAGAAAUAGAAACUUCUGCUACAAGUUCUUGCAACUGUAUAAUGAACAAGAGCCGCACCUUUAACUUCACUAGGAUUGUUCAGCACGAAAACCAGAAAAAUGAAGUUUUCCCAAUUCAAAAUCUCAUCACGUGUGUUAAACUCUACGGCGAGCACACUCUUAGUCAUAGGCUUUAUUGUGAUAAUAUCCCUACCAACACCUGCCCACACACAACCUGUUACACUGCAUGCGCGAAAUGUACCGCACCAGCGUUACUGUAGUUUAUCGUUAUUUGAGGCCAUCAAGGUGAUAUGUAACGGACGUUACAAUUCUCUCUCAAAUAAUUAUCCCGAAAGUUUUGGCAAUCAAAAUCGUGCCAGUCUUUUGAAACGUUUGGUACCGGAUGACGAUGUCAUAUACCGACCCUCAUUUGGUGGCCCAGUACAUGAAUGCUGUCGCCGUCCCUGUGGCUAUUCAGAACUGCAGCAAUAUUGUGCGGAUUAAUUAAUUUAGUUUCCCCAACCCCUCGCCCUCUAAAAUAUAUAUGAUUUUUUUUCAUAAUUUAAGACCAUUCAUUAAGGUUUAAACGAUUCAUUCAUUCAUUCAUUAUUCAAUCAUGUCAUAGGUUUACCAUAUUCCUAGCCACCAGCUUCUUUGUAUUACGGAAUAUAUAGGCAUACUUUUCUGUUUAUGUCUCACAAUGCAUUCUUUCACAGUUCAUUUAGGCUGUUUAAAGUUUAAGUUCCAUUAUGUGCUUAUUUAAGUUUUAGAUUAUUACGUAUGUAUGUUUUCUUUUUUUUUUUUUGUUAAUUUUCUAACACUUUAGGUUGUCUGUCUGUUGUCAUAUACAUAUAUAUGUCUUGCUAUUUUUCGUGUAUUUUUAAAUAUAUUUUUUUAGUAAAAUGUUGUUAGCAAAUUUUUAUUUUAAAAAUGGC
This is a messenger RNA of Stomoxys calcitrans (stable fly), 1121 nucleotides long. RefSeq names its product LIRP-like. Bases 307 to 690 code for a protein of 127 amino acids. NCBI's taxonomy places the organism in Eukaryota, Metazoa, Arthropoda, Insecta, Diptera, Muscidae. The transcript has 3 exons. The record is from RefSeq and is a predicted model, not a curated record.